Pteropus alecto (black flying fox) is the source of this 3899-nucleotide messenger RNA. It is a transcript of the gene PTPN22, whose product is annotated as protein tyrosine phosphatase, non-receptor type 22. Gene Ontology annotation, cellular component: nucleus; cytoplasm. NCBI's taxonomy places the organism in Eukaryota, Metazoa, Chordata, Mammalia, Chiroptera, Pteropodidae. Gene Ontology annotation, molecular function: non-membrane spanning protein tyrosine phosphatase activity. The transcript is spliced from 21 exons. Gene Ontology annotation, biological process: positive regulation of toll-like receptor 4 signaling pathway; positive regulation of toll-like receptor 7 signaling pathway; positive regulation of ERK1 and ERK2 cascade. The record is from RefSeq and is a predicted model, not a curated record. The coding region runs from base 453 to 2768 and encodes 771 amino acids.
AGUGCUCCAGUCAAACUGAGCCCCUCACUAAGCUGCCCUCCUCCUACUGUUCACUAUGUUUCAUUGCUUUCUCUCAGGCUCUAUCGACAUCUUCAAGACUCAACUCAAAUGUCACUCCCUCCUUGAAGCCUGUCCACAUAACCUUUAUAAGAAGUGAUCUUGGUCUUCUCAAGGUUUUUGUACUGCAUUUAUCACAAACGGCCCUAAAUUAGUCCCUCGUACUUAUCUUCCCUAUUAGAAUAAAGGAUUCUCGAAUGAAGACAAUUAGUUGAACGCUUCUGUAACACCCCUCUUUCCUAUUCUCUGGCAUGUAUAUGGAGCUUAUAACGAAUGAAUAAAUACUGAAUGAGCAUCAAACGAAAGAUGAGACUUCAAGUUCUAUUAUAUUUUGAACAAGAUGCCAACCAAGCCUCACCGAGAGUCCCGACUGUCUAUUUAAAAACAAAAAGAGCAUGGACCAAAGAGAAAUUCUGCAGAAGUUCCUGGAUGAAGCCCAAAACAAGAAAAUUAACAAAGAGGAGUUUGCCAGUGAAUUUCUGAAGCUGAAAAGACAAUCUACCAAGUACAAGGCAGACAAAACCUAUCCCACAGCCGUGGCUGAGAGGCCCAAGAAUAUAAAGAAAAACAGAUAUAAGGAUAUCUUGCCCUAUGAUCAUAGCCGAGUAGAGCUGUCCCUGAUAACUUCUGAUGAGGAUUCCAGUUACAUCAAUGCCAACUUCAUUAAGGGAGUUUAUGGACCCAAAGCUUACAUUGCCACCCAGGGACCUUUGCCUACAACUACCCUGGACUUCUGGAGGAUGAUUUGGGAAUACAGCGUCCUGAUCAUUGUGAUGGCAUGCAUGGAGUUCGAAAUGGGAAAGAAAAAGUGUGAGCGCUACUGGGCUGAGCCAGGCGAGUCGCAACUGCAACUUGGCCCUUUCUCCAUAUCCUGUGAAGCUGAAAAUGGGAAAUCUGAUUACAUAAUCAGGACUCUAAAGGUCAAGUUCAACAGUGAAACCCGAACUAUCUAUCAGUUUCAUUACAAGAAUUGGCCAGACCAUGACGUGCCUUCAUCUAUAGACCCUAUACUUGAGCUCAUCUGGGAUGUGCGUUGUUACCAAGAGGACGACAGUGUUCCCAUAUGCAUUCACUGCAGUGCCGGCUGUGGAAGGACUGGUGUUAUCUGUGCUAUUGAUUAUACGUGGAUGUUGCUAAAAGAUGGGAUAAUUCCUGAGAACUUCAGUGUUUUUAGUUUGAUCCAGGAAAUGCGAACACAGAGACCUUCAUUAGUUCAAACUCAGGAACAGUAUGAACUGGUCUACAAAGCUGUAGUAGAACUGUUUAAGAGACAGUUGGAUGUUAUCAUGGAUAAACAUUCUGGAGCAGAGAUUCAAGCAAAGUAUUCCGUUCCUGAGCAAAAUCCCAGUCUAGAAGCACACGCUUAUUCUCCUAAUUUACCAAGAAACAUAAAAGAAGCAAACAAGAUGAACCGAGAGGGCGAACAAAGGAUAAAGAUGAAAAAUGCAGAAACGUCUUCCUUUGACCUUAGGACUUCUGAAAUAAGUGAAAAGGAAGCGUUAGUUUUGCACCCUGCUAAACAGAACAGUUCUUUUGAGUUUUUGGAGCUAAAUUGUAGUUGUAACCAAAAUGCCAACAUAAGCACUGCGUGGGAGAAAAAGGCGUGCCCAGUAGUUGGUGGGCCACUCCAGAAGCAUCAAAGUUUGGACUUGAGCUCCGUUUUGUUUGGAUCAUGUCCAAAGUCUAAACCUGUAAAUGCAGCAGGAAGACUUUUCAAUUCGAAGGGGCCAAUAAUGCGGACCAAAUCAACUCCCUUUGAAUUGUUACAACAGACAGACACCAAGGAGUUGGACAGCAAGGAAGAUUUUUCUUAUUUGGAAACCCAACUGAACAAUUCUUAUCUUGAGCAGGCUCAAAACACGAUGCAUGUUUCCUCUGCAGAACUGAAUUAUUCACUGCCAUAUGACUCGAAGCAGCAAACGUGUAAUGCAUCUAAUGCAAAGCAGUGUGACUCUAGUGCUUUUAAUGUACAUUCUUACAUGUCUUUAGUAGAAGAUCCUUAUUUUCCACCGUCAUCUCCAAGUUGUGCUGGUUCUAAGAUGUCUCUUGAUUUACCAGAGAAACAAAAUGGAACUGUGUUACCUUGUUCUUUGUUGCCAACAUCCUCUAUAACCCCUCGUUACGAUUCACGUGAUUCUUUAUCACUGAAUCCUCCAAACAAUUUCCCCCCCACACUGAGCCAAGAGACAGCAGUAGUGGCAACUUCUCCAAGGAUAGAUGAUGAAAUCCCCCCUCCACUUCCUGAACGGACACCUGAAUCUUUUAUUGUGGUAGAGGAAGCUGGAGAAUUCCCACUGAGUGUUCCCGAAUCUUUAUCUUCAGCUGUGAGGGCAAAAAUUGGAACAUCCCUAGAAUGGAGCGGAACAUCUGAAUCAAACAAACCUGAUCACUCUAUAAGACUUAGGCCAACCAAGAGUGUCAAAAUCCGGAGUCUCAAAUCAGAUCUACAUCAAGAUCGCUCUUCUCCACCACCUCCGCUCCCAGAAAGGACCCGAGAAUCUUUCUUUCUAGCAGAUGAAGAUUGUAUGCAGGCUCAACCUAUAGAGACUUAUUCUACUAGCUGUCCUAACACCAUGGAAAAUACAACAUCUUCAAAACAGACAUUGAAGACUCCUGGAAAAUGUUUCACAAGGAGUAAGGUAUCUGUAAUUCUUCCUCACCAAACAAGCCUCCAGACUCUGCUCAGUCAAAUAACUCCAGCCCUUUAUUGAAUUUCGGUUUUGCAAAUCGUUUUUCAAAACCCAAAGGACCAAGGAAGCCACCAGCAACUUGGAAUAUUUAACACAACUUUGGACUAUAAGCUGCAAACGCAUCUGCAAAUGAAAUGACUAGAAUACCUACCGCUAGCUAAGAUAUGUGCUCUAUAUUCAUGGCAUCAACAAUGAAGAUGUGGUAAUGUGUUAAUAGCUUCUAAAAGAAAAGCAAUAUUUUUCGUAACAAACAAAAUCAACAAUAAAAGCUACAAUAUCUUUCAAAAAAAAAAAGCAAUAUGCAAAUAAGAGCCAGAAGUUUUAAAUUUAAUCUCAUUUACAGUGGAUUGGAAACUGCAAAAAAGAGUUUGUCAUUUGACCUUAUGUAGAAAAUGCUGUAUGAAAAAUUUUAGAAUGGACUAAUUUUCUAUUUUGAGGAGUUAUUUUUAUUCGACUUUGCUUUUCUACAUAAAUAUAAACUUUAAAAGAUUAGUAAGAAUUGGCUCUCAAUUAAAAGUCUACAUUGCCAGGAUUAACUAUAAAAAGUGUUUUAAAAAAUCUUAUUUGGUGGUUGCAGUACAAAAUCACUGCUUGUGAAAAUGAUUAUUCCCUGGGAGUUAUUUUUGCCUAAGUGGAGUAUACCUUGCAUAUAUUCCGAAAUGUUGUGGAAAACUAUAAAGUAGUUAUAUUUAAGAGACUAUAAUAUGUAAAUAAUUACUGUAAUCAUUUUUUUAUUUGUAUAUAACAAGAUGUUUGAUUACAUUCCUAAUAAGUGUUAAAGUCAUUCAAUUACCAAAUCUAGAAUAAUAAUAGCUAUCUUUUGGUAUCAUUUUCUUCACUUCAAAGUUUCUAUAUAAACACGUGCAACUUAUACCCCACGAAAAAUUUGUUCUACACGAAUAAGGAUCUACCAUAUUUUAAGACUAUCUGAUCUUUCAAAUCUAAUUUUAUGUAACAGAUUAGUGGGUAAUUAUUACAAAGGAUGCCUCCAAGUUCUCCUAAAAGUUUAUAACUUUUAGAAGUAUGAAGUACUUAAACAGCAUUUGUUCUCAGUAAUUUUCAUUAGGAAGCCAAAUGAAGAUGCAAAUUGGAUGAAAUAUUGUUUAUUGUAGUGCAAUGUACGCAAUAAAUGCUCAAUAAACUUUUUUUUUU